AACAAGUAUCUUGUAAAGUUGCUGUUAGUUUGUAAUGAUAAUUAUCUCGUUAAUCAACUGUUGUUACCUGUUGUGUUAGCAGGCUAGAUUGAACUUAGAAUUAAUCAUAGAACGAAUUUUUUGUGUUUGACAAUGACUGAUAAAUAAUCAUGUAUAUAAUGCAUUUGAUACAGAGAAAACUGGCAGAUGCUGAACAGGAAGAAGUAGAAGAAUUCACAGAUGUACAAGCGCGAAAGAAAUAUGUAAAAUUUUUGAAAAAUCUCUCUCCAGUAGUAAAUAUUAUAAUUAAAACUAUUGAGGAUGUAAAUAAAAAAUCGCAAGAUGAUCAGAAAGAGCCGGACGACUCAACAGAUCUGCUAACAAGAAACACAAGUGUAGAGAUUACGAAAAAAAUUCCUUCAGCAUGGAAAAUCGUUAUUAAAACUGUUCAAGAUGAAAUUAGAAAGUCGAUGGAUGCUGAAAUAGAUGAUGAAGAAUUAACGGGGAAGGAAUCGAGAGAGAAAUAUUUUAAUUUCUUGAAAAUCCUCUUACUAAUAUUAUCGCUGAUUAUAAAAUCUCAUGGAGAAAGAAUU
This is a messenger RNA of Schistosoma turkestanicum, 572 nucleotides long. NCBI's taxonomy places the organism in Eukaryota, Metazoa, Platyhelminthes, Trematoda, Strigeidida, Schistosomatidae. The record is from the annotation of a GenBank genome assembly.